Messenger RNA from Alnus glutinosa, 887 nucleotides. RefSeq names its product TPD1 protein homolog 1-like. The coding region runs from base 199 to 717 and encodes 172 amino acids. The record is from RefSeq and is a predicted model, not a curated record. The transcript has 4 exons. Lineage: Eukaryota; Viridiplantae; Streptophyta; Magnoliopsida; Fagales; Betulaceae. Gene Ontology annotation, biological process: cell fate determination.
GUACGUCCCCUUCACAUCCUCCGGCCACAUCCCUCUACGCCUAUCUUCCACUGCAUAUUUCACGUAUAUACGACCCUUUUAUUUAUCAGAAACUCCUUUUUCACCUCGUACUUUGUGAUUACUUACAAGAAGCUCGCGGAAAAACCUCCUGACUCCCUGAGGUGAAGUCUCACCAGAUUGUCUUAAAGGUUUGCCACCAUGCGAGGUGUGCUUGCUGUCAGGAGAUCAGUGUGCUUGGUCUCUGUGGCUAUUACUUUCGCUUUUGUCCUUGCUGUGCUCUUUGUGUUUCAUCCGAAACAUGUUGGUGAAAUCGGCAUUAAAGGUCUGGUCUUUUCCAAGGAAAAUAGCCCUGCCGUUGCUCGGAAGCUACUGCAAUCAGCUGAUGGAGGUGACAUGAACCGUAUCGGCACAGCAUGCUCAAAGAACGACAUAGUCAUCUAUCAAGGAUCAAUAGCCCCACUUCCGACUGGAAUUCCAGCAUACACGGUUCAGAUUCUCAAUACCUGCGUCUCUGGUUGCAGCAUCUCCAACAUUCACAUCAGCUGUGGGUGGUUCAGCUCAGCCCGGUUGAUAAAUCCUAGGGUGUUCAAGCGAAUCUAUUACGAUGACUGCCUCGUCAACAACGGGGAGGCUCUUGGUCCCGGAGAAAGCCUCUCCUUCCAGUAUGCUAAUAGUUUUCCUUACGGUCUAAAAGUUGCCUCGGUUGCUUGUUGUUGAAGCACAAAGUCACCGCCGCAUGAUCCCAAUAAUACCUACUUUCCGGUCUAUCAUAUGAUAUUAUAUAUAUAUAUGCAAUGUAGAUAACAAAAACGAGGACGGACUCAACUGUACUAGACCUGAAUUAUAUUGCUGUUGAAGCAUGCAGUACCAAGGCAACAUUUUAUAAA